Messenger RNA from Cryptotermes secundus, 1415 nucleotides. Its product is annotated as pyridoxal kinase. The record is from RefSeq and is a predicted model, not a curated record. NCBI's taxonomy places the organism in Eukaryota, Metazoa, Arthropoda, Insecta, Blattodea, Kalotermitidae. Gene Ontology annotation, molecular function: pyridoxal kinase activity. The coding region runs from base 78 to 914 and encodes 278 amino acids. Gene Ontology annotation, cellular component: cytosol. The transcript has 7 exons. Gene Ontology annotation, biological process: pyridoxal 5'-phosphate salvage.
UGAAAAAUUCUGCCUGUGCUUGUGUAUAAUUAUCGAUUUUCAACCACACUUAUUAUGAUCAUGUAACAAGUGAGGUUAUGUGGUCGAGUAUAAAAUAUCGAGUAUUGGGAUUUGAAGUUGACACGAUCAAUUCUGUACAAUUUUCGAACCACACUGGCUACGGUUACUGGAAGGGUCAGGUUCUGAAUGAAAAGGAACUUGAAGACCUUAUGGAUGGAUUGCAUCAUAAUGGACUAGAUUAUUAUACACACCUACUAACAGGCUACAUAGGGUCAGCAAGCUUCUUGAGGUAUAUUGCUGAAGUGGUGAAACAACUGCGCCAAGUUAACCCUGAUCUUGUUUAUGUAUGUGAUCCUGUGAUGGGAGACAAUGGCAGGAUGUAUGUGCCAAAGGAACUGUUAGGGAUAUACAAGGACACAAUCUUGCCGCUUGCAGAUUUUAUUACACCUAAUCAGUUUGAACUUGAAUUGUUAAUCGGGAAGCAGAUUAAAUCUGUAGAUGAUGCAUGGGAAGCUAUUGAACAUUUACACCAGAAAGGCUGCCGAACUGUAGUGCUUUCAUCCACGGAUCUGGGAGACGAUGAGAAUCUUCUAGCACUGGCCAGUAGCAGAAUUGGAGGCAAGAAAACAGAUUUAACCAUCCAUAUUCCAAAGCUACCACAUACAUUCACUGGAACAGGUGAUCUGUUUGCUGCUUUGUUACUUGCAUGGAUGUGGCAUACCAACAACAAACUGAAACCAUCACUUGAAAAAAUUAUUGCCACACUACAGGCUGUUCUCAAGAGAACCCUCCACUAUGCCAAAGAAAGAAGUAAAUCCAGUGACCCAGGGUUUGCUCUAAUGGAAUUACAACUCAUCCAGAGUAAGGCUGAUAUUGAGAACCCACAGAUCACCAUAGAAGCAGAAGAGCGCUAAGUGUGCAACUGGAUGCGAGCCCACCUACCCAUGUAAGCCGACUAAGCCUUCACUGAAGGUUUGCUCACACCAGACGAAGUCUUCCAAUGUGUUACUCACAUCAUUCCAUUGGUGUUAACAGUAACAGUAUGAAUUAACCUUUAAUGAACAUACACCAAACACUGAUUGUACUGUUUCAGAAAAUUAUUAUAAUAGUGGGUACCCCAAUUAUGAAUUGUAAUAUCAUGUACACUUCUGUUCUAACUUGUACAGCAUCAUAUGACACAACCAAUCCAUUUUCGUUUAGUUAAAACCUUUUAUACUAUAAGUCCAGAAAAAUGCUCAUUCAAGAGGUCAGGCCCCAACAGAAGAGCAAGAGUUUGUUAUUUGACUGGCCUAGAAUUCCCUAUUGUAAAUAUCAUGAAAAAGAUUUUGUACAUAUGUAAUCAUAAACAUUUAUUAACAUAAACAGAUGUAAUAAUGCAGCAAUUAAAAAUAAAUAUGAUUAUAAAUUUCCCAUAA